Dreissena polymorpha is the source of this 7541-nucleotide messenger RNA. Its product is annotated as protein TRC8 homolog. The transcript is spliced from 3 exons. The record is from RefSeq and is a predicted model, not a curated record. NCBI's taxonomy places the organism in Eukaryota, Metazoa, Mollusca, Bivalvia, Myida, Dreissenidae. Bases 127 to 2061 code for a protein of 644 amino acids. Gene Ontology annotation, biological process: ERAD pathway. Gene Ontology annotation, cellular component: endomembrane system; endoplasmic reticulum. Gene Ontology annotation, molecular function: ubiquitin protein ligase activity.
UGUUCAACAUGAAAUACCAACAUCCGGUUACAAGAAAUAUGUUUUCGUAAUAUUCUUAACAUUUUAUUUAAAGGAACCAUCAUAACUUUACAUUUUAAACUAAAGGGACCGUUAGAGAAAGCAAACAUGCCCUUGCCAAGAGGGGUAGAAGCUGUCCUUAACGUGGCACUGCGUGUCCCACCCCUGUUUUUAAUGGACAGUGUUCUAAAUAAGUCCUUUUUAGCUUUUCUCUUUCCAUUUGACCCAAAUGACACGAAAAUGACAUGGAGUCAGUACGUUUGCUGGAUGUGUCUCAUGAGUAAUGUGUUUUGGGUGGCCUUGUUGAUGUUCAUGCUGUCAGUCCGGCAGUUGUUGUACAUCUACAGUUACUUUGUGAACAUCAUUGUGCUCUCCUUAUCCUUUUAUUGGAACCAGAGUUUCAUCUUGGAGGCCCAUGAAGAGGACAAGAUUGCAUUGGAAGAGAGUGUGACCUUUAAGCGACAAGUGUAUCAGAACUUCUUCACCCAGUUCCUGUUUGCCUGGCUAUUCUAUGUGGCGUGGGAUUUGAGACGAAGUACUGAGGAAUGUAGUAAUACUAAGAAAACCAUUGUUCAGACAGCGAUACACCUGUCAUUUAUUUCGCCUCUGGUUCUACAAGGAAUGUACAGAGAUUCUUUAUACCUGGAGUUCAGUCCAUUUUUGGCUUUGCUGUACCCGGCACUGCAAAUAUCCCAAGAUAUAAUGCAUUCAUUAUCGAACUUGUGUUAUGCCUUCAGGAGACUAUGGAAUAUCGUUAAAGUCACUAUUAGUGCCAUUGGUGUUAUCCCGUUUUUAGAGGAUCAGUGGGCAAGGUUAUUCGUUCCAACUGUUCUUAGAGCUUUUUGCAUGUUGAGAAUUGUGUAUCAAAUAUCAUUAUACUUUUACUCUAUAUACUACACUACUCCUCCACCGAAACUUCUCAAUGCAACAACUGAGUUCGAAAAUCGUCAUGAAAAUCUAACUGUGAUAUUUCAAAACCUGUUGGUCAGAAGCUGUGAAACCUCGGUGUCCAUGUUGGGUAUGACUAGCUGUAUUUCCUUUUUUGCACACUACGUAGGCCUGUUCAUGGCUUUUUGGGUUGGGUCUGACACAGAGGAAGAUAGAGGCUAUGGCACAGUGGCUGCUAUAUUGUUUGUCAUACUUUCACUGCAGACUGGUUUGACAGGUCUUGAUCCAGAGAAACGCCUUGUUCGUUUGUAUAGGAACUUUGCUCUGUUCUCUGCAGCGUUUUUACACUUUGUUCAUAAUAUGGUGAAUCAGAUUUUACUGUCCUUGAGUGCAUCGCGAAAUAUGUCUAAAAGGAAACAUUUUCGUGCAUUAGCAAUGUGUGCGUUUUUAAUCAUAUAUCCAAUCUGUCUGAUGACAUAUUUAUGGCAUAACCAUAGUGUAAGUCCAUGGCUUUUAAGCGCCACUGCAUUUUCAAUAGAACUUAUAAUUAAAGUGCUAGUAUCAUUAAUGGUGUAUACUUUAUUCAUCAUAGAUGCAUAUCGAGAGACUUUCUGGGAGAAACUGGAUGACUAUAUUUACUACAUCACUUCCACAGGAAGUACAAUAGAAUUCCUCUUCGGGAUAUUUAUAUUUUUUAACUGUGGCUUCAUGUUGGUGUUUGAAUGGGGCGGUGCUAUGCGGGCUGUGAUGAUGUGUGUUCAUGCAUACUUCAACAUAUUUGUGCAGGCCAAGGAGGGCUGGAAAGUGUUCAUGCGACGUAGGACUGCCGUGAAGAAAAUAAACAUGCUCCGAGAAGCGACGCCAGAAGAACUUGAGAAACUGAAGGACGUGUGUGCAAUAUGUUAUCAGGAAUUAUUGACAGCUAGAGUGACGCGAUGUAAUCAUUACUUCCACAGUGUGUGUCUGCGUAAGUGGCUGUAUGUACAGGAUAGCUGCCCACUGUGUCAUGAAGUUCUGUACAAGCCAAGUACUGAUAGCUCGAAGGCAUCUGAAGGUACAAAUGCGAAUGCCGAAGAUGCUAAUCAAAAUAAUCUCCAUCAAAAUGGACAGUUGGUGCAUAACGGUGUCCUACGUCUUAAUGCUGAACGUUUAUGAUAUACUAGCCGGCAGUUUUAAUCAGUUUAUAUAGUUACACUUUUGCUCAGUAAAACGAUUUUCCAUAUUAAAAAAAUACAAGUUAUGUUUUUAUGGGUGUAUUUAUUGUUUUUGUUUUCACUCCAUGUUUUAUAAAUUAACUGUGAAAGAUGCAUUUCUAGCCUUUUAUCCUAGUUAUUUAUUACCAUUUGUUUUUAUUUUAUGAGAGGCGUAAACAUGUAAAUUGUUAUGUGUUGGACUUUGUUGAAUUUAAUUGUAAAUAUAUGAAACAUAUUAUCAAGUAAUUUUGUUUGUUAAUCAAAUUUGAACUUAAAAGUAUAACUUAAAUUGUAAAUGAACGAGGAUAGUUCAUUAUUUGUGUGCGUUUUUAAUGUAUAGUAAUUGAUUUCACUCAUUAAAAUGGUCACAAUUCCACAACUUAUGAGAAUACUAUACUUGCUUGUGUACCAUGUACUUGUACUUCAUUUGUUAUGCCGCCGGAUCUAAUGACCGGGUUAUAUUGUUUUUGGCCUGCCUGUCUGUCAUUAUAUGUGUCUGUCUGUCAUUGUAUGUGUCUGUCACAAACUUUAACCUUGGUUAAACUUUUGCAAUAACUUUGCAAUACUGAAGAUAGCAACAUGAUAUUUGGCAUGCAUGUGUAUCUCAUGGAGCUGCACAUUUUGAGUGCUGAAAGGUCAAGGUCAUCCUUCAAGGUCAAAGGUCAAAUAUAUGGCUUCAAAGUGGCGCAGUAGAGGGCAUUGUGUUUCUGACAAACACAUCUCUUGUUGUUUGUUUACCAUGUAGUGAACCUUAUGUUGUCCAUUUUUCUUCGAAAACAGCCUAAGUGAAUUUUAGCGCAAUUGUUGUAUUUUGUUUUAUAGAAACAGCAGCUUCAUGACACAUGAGAAGGCAUAUUUAUGGUCCAUAAGAAAAUCCUGGACAACCAAUUUAUACAAAAAGUAACUGCAAAAACUGCAUAUAGUUAGGUUAAACAUAAGUCGAGGCAGAAACCUAGUUUAUUUUAUACUGAAAAGAUUAAAAAAGUAUAAAUGCAUCUUUAAGCAUGCAAAUGGGCUUGAAUUUUAUUACAGACAUUCACGUAUAAUCCAGUCAUAAACUGCGUGUAUAAUGAUCAACAAUAAAACAUCUGCCAAAACUUAAUUCAAUUCUCCUGAUAACACGGUUUUGCCUCCUUAAAAAUGACAAAAUAUGAUCUUUGGCAGUUUUCAAAGGAAUUAGAUGAUGAAUUAAAUUUUUGGAAAUUUCACUAAUACAUCAGAGAUUCCCCUUUCUCUUUCAUCUUUACUGUGUUACCUUUAUUGCAAUUUGGGUCAAUGGGUCAAAGGUCACUGUCGCAAAAAGUGUGAAAAUGGUUUUAGAUCAAUAACUUGUCAACAAAUGGACUGAUUUGCUUGAUCAUUCACAUGGCCAUUGGGCUUGGACAGUCAGAUUACCAGUAACAAAGGUCAAGGUCACUGUAACAAUUAGUGUGAAAAUCGUUUCAGAUCAAUAACUAGUCAACGAAUUGACCGAUUUGCUUGAUACAUGUACUUCCCAUGUGCUUUGGAAGUAGAUGACACCUCGUAAGAUUGCAGUUAAAUAGGUUCAAGAUCAAGGUCACUGUCACAAAAAGUGUGAAAAUCGUUUCCGAUCAAUAACUUCUAAGGAAUUGACUGAUUUGCUUGCUACUUUGUAUGUGCAUUGGCAUUAACAGUAGAUGACCCCCUAUUGAAUUAGGGGUCACUAGUUCAAAGGUCAAGGUCACUAUGACAUUAAGCGAAAAUUGGUUCACCUUGGAUAUGUCAUCAAAGGAUUGAGUGAUGGGUGGGGGAUGCAUCUGUCUCCUACCCCGGAGCUCUUGUUUAUUUUGUUUUUAUUGGCUCACAUUGCUUACUUAAAUGCUGGUAAAACAUGUUAUAUUUUUUGUUUACAUUAUGCAACCUAUUACACAUAAAAAUUGUUUUAGGGAAAACUUGAAUGCUAACAAAUAUUAAAAUAAGAGACUUGGUUGAUAACCCAAAUGAUUUAUCAUACGAUUUUUGUUGAAUUUGGUGUCUUUUCAAUCCCAACUUGGUAAGCGAACAGGCAAUUCAAAUUGUUCUUUAGCCAACCAGAUUUAGUUCUCGCCAAAAGUAGCAGGUAGAAUCAAGAGCCAUCAGACCUAUAAACUUAUAAAAAUAACCAGUAAACAGUAGAACAGCAUGAAUGUCAUACCAAUGUAAAUAUAUCCCUAAAAUAAUUGCACUGCUCAAUGUGAACUUAAUAAAUUGCUAAUUUAUUUGUGUGUUUAUAGUUGGAUCUAUUUCUUGUCCACUAUAGUCAUGAUAAGUAUUUAUUUAAGACAUUUCGACAGAUUUAUUAAUUGAUCAAUUUCUAACCUUUUGUCUCGGGCUGCAGAAAACAAAUUAAUGUGCAUAUAAAGGUACAAAAUAACACUACAUGAUAAAAGGGAUACUGAAAAGGCUAGUUCAUUUAGGAGCAAUCAUCUGCAAUUUAUUUUACAUUGAAGCAUUUUUAACUUUGGUAUUUCAGUUUGUUUAUUUUAGCUCACCUGAGCACAAAUCGCUCAUGGUGAGCUUUUGUGAUCGCCUUUUGUCCGUCGUGCGUUGUCCGUUGUGCGACGUCAACAUUUGCCUUGUUCACUCUCUAGAGGCCACAUUUAUUGUCCAAUCUUCAUAAAAUUUGGUCAGAAGAUUCGUUUCAAUGAUAUCUUGGAUGAGUUGGAAAAUGGUUACAUUUGCUUGAAAAACAUGGCUGCCAAGGGGCGGGCAUUUUUCCUUAAAUGGCUAUAUAUGGCUAUAGUAAAAUCUUGUUAACACUCUAGAGGCCACAUUUAUUGUCUGAUCUUCAUGAAACUUGGUCAGAAGAUUCAUCCCAAAAAUAUCUCGGACGAGUUCGAAAAUGAUGCAGGUUGGUUGAAAAACAUGGCCGCCAGGGGGCGGGGCAUUUUUCCUUAUAUGACUAUAGUAAAACCUUGUUAACACUCUAGAGGCCACAUUUAUUUUCCGAUCUUCAUGAAACUUGCUCAGAAGAUUUGUCCGUCUGAUAUCUUUAAUGAGUUCAAAAAUGGUAACCUUUGCUCGAAAAACAUAGCUGCCAAGGGGCGGGGCAUUUUUCCUUAUAUGGCUAUAUAUGGCUAUAGUAAAAUCUUGUUAACACUUCAUAGGCCACAUUUAUUGUCUGAUCUUCAUGAAACUUGGUCAGAAGAUUCAUCCCAAUAAUAUCUUGGACGUGUUCGAAAAUGAUGCAGGUUGGUUGAAAAACAUGGCCGCCAGGGGGCGGGACAUUUUUCCUUAUAUGGCUUUAGUAAAACCUUGUUAACACUCUAGAGGCCACAUUUAUUGUCCAAUCUUGAUGAAAUAUGGUCAGAAGAUUUGUCUGAAUGAUAUCUUGGAUGAGCUCGAAAAUGGUUACCUUUGCUUGAAUAACAUGGCCGCCAAGGGGCGGGGCAUUUUUCCUUAUAUGGCAAUAUAAGGCUAUAGUAAAAUCUUGUUAACACUCUAGAGGCCACAUUUAUAGUCUGAUCUUCAUGAAACUCGGUCAGAAGAUUCAUCCCAAUAAUAUCUUGGACGAGUUCAAAAAUGAUGCUGGUUGGUUGAAAAACAUGGCCACCACAGGGGCGGGGCUAUUUUCCAUAUAUGGCUAUAGUAAAACCUUGUUAACAGUCUAGAGGUCACAUUUAUUUUCCGAUCAUCAUGAAACUUGGUCAGAAGAUUUGUCCCAAUGAUAUCUUGGAUGAGUUCAAAAAUGGUUUUGGUUGCUUUAAGAACAUGGCCACCAGGGGCGGGACAUUUUUCCUUAUAUGGCUAUAGUAAAACAUUGUUAACACUCUAGAGGCCACAUUUAUUGUCCAAUCUUCAUGAAAUUUGGUCAGAAGAUUGGUCUCAAUGAUAUCUUGGAUGAGUUCGAAAAUGAUUAUGUUUGCUUGAAAAAAAUGGCUUCCAAGGGGUGGGGCAUUUUUCCUUAUAUGGCUAUAGUAAAAUCUUGUUAACACUCUAGAGGCCACAUUUACUGUCCGACCUUCAUGAAACUUGGUCAGAAGAUUCAUCCCGAUAAUAUCUUAGAUGAGUUCAAAAAUGAUGCCGGUUGGUUAAAAAACAUGGCUGCCAGGGGGCGGGACAUUUUUCCUUAUAUGGCUAUAGUAAAACCUUGUUAAAACUCUAGAGGCCACAUUUAUUUUCCGAUCUUCGUGAAACUUGGUCAGAAGAUUUGUCCCAAUAAUAUCUUGUUAUCUCAGGUGAGCGACUUUGGGCCUUUCAGGCCCUCUUGUUGUUGCAGAUUUCGGAAAAGUCAUUGACCAUUUUCAUUAAUUGCUUGAUAUGCAGAUAUAUAGAUACCCAUGUGGUAUUGGUUGUAGUCUUUUAAUCUAACCUAAAGGUUUUAGGGUCGAAAGUACUCAAUAACCAUUUCAAAUAUUUAAAAAAAAAGUGAUUUUUAGGUCAUAUUCUGAAAUCUUUCAAGAUGAAAACAAAUUAAUGAAAUGCUUCAAACACCAUAGACUGUACUACAAACCCGUUGAAGUAAUGUUUUUAUGUUGUUGUUUAAAAAAACAACUUUUUUAACAACUCUAAUUUUACAUACAUUUGUUAAACAAGUCUCUUGUCUGGUUACAAAAAAAUUUGCUUAUAUGGAGUUUGGGUGCUGAAAUGUUUUAAAAAUAAAUUAAAGUUAAUGUUUUGGUACAAAAAAAUCGCAACGUAUUACAGAUGUUUACUUUCCAAAUGCUACAAGAAAGUACAAUGUAUAUUGUGUUAUCCAUUGUUUGUUUCAAACAUUUAAAUUCUAUGUUCUGUUAAUAAUGUUUGUUCUAAAGCUAUAUUUUAUCUAAUGUACAAAUUGUGAUAAUAAGUCAGAAGGUCCGAGUUUGGUGGAAGGUAGUUUGAGCUUCAGUAAAAAAACUUAAUAACUGAUAAACCAAGAUGGUGGAUUAAGUUUAAGGUUUUGACAUUUUUUGGAAAGGAUUUGUAAAAUGGGUGCUUGUUAAUAAUUGGACUGAAAAUACCUUUCCCAAAUUCUUUAACAAAAUAAGCCUGCAAUGCGCCAUUUUGAUAAUGAUUCCACAAAUGUAACUCCUAUUUAUACACUUUAAAAAGUAUUAUACUUUAUAUCAAUUGCUGCUGCUGCAGCAAUGGUCUGGUGCCAUGAAAUAUAUUUGGAAGUUUGAAUUUCAAGAGCUAAGUGUGCCAGUGAAUGAUGCAUAUAAUAAAGAAAUGUUAAGCUGGUAAAGAGAUCUCGUGCUUAGCUCCUAAAAAUAAUUUCUGUCGCAAGUAAUUAUCUGAACUGUGACAAAUAAUACCAAGUAACUGGUUAACUUAUGUUUGUAAUUCAGUAUUUCAAAAAGUACAUAAUUGUUUUAUUCUGUUUAUUUCCCUCAAUAUUUGGAAUGCUGUUUCAAAGUUAUCAUAGAAAUAUUGCAACCUUAGCUGAUUGUAUGUGUGUCUAUGUAUACAAAUUUGGAAUGCUUGUUUGUUUUUGAAUAAAUGCUUUAUGGCAUGUAUUAA